Molecule: messenger RNA, 2265 nt
Organism: Debaryomyces fabryi
Lineage: Eukaryota; Fungi; Ascomycota; Pichiomycetes; Serinales; Debaryomycetaceae
Gene: PGA25
Product: Pga25p
Exons: 1
Coding region: 1-2265 (754 amino acids)
Source: RefSeq, a predicted model, not a curated record
AUGAAAGUAUCUUCAGUUUGUGGUACCAUAUUGGUCUACUCGGCCAUCGCUAGUGCUGCAGUUGAAAAUGUACCAACUAAAAAUGAAGCAACCAAAAAACUUUUCGGACGUUCGUUCUUAGACUCAAUUAGCUCUUUUAUUUCAAAAGGAAGCUCCUCAGAUGCAUCUGAUUCGAGCAGUAGCUCAAAUGAAGAGACUAAUGCUAGCUCUGCUGCUGAUAUCCAGGCCAGUGUUGGCGUAAGUGCAAAUGUUGCUGCGGCAUCAGCAAGUUCUGGUUCUUCAUCAGCUAUAAGAAUCCCAACAUCAAGUCUUAUUUCAAGUUCUAGUUCCAGUUCUAGUUCCAGUUCCAAUCCAAUUAUAUCAUCAUCUAGUUUAACAUCAACAGCAUCCACCGCUAGAGCUAAUACUAUUACAUCUGCUUCUUCUGCUUCCAGCUCAAGUAGUUCUAAAUUCAGAUUGAAUGCUUUGCUUGCGGAUGAUUCCAGUUCUUCUGAGGGCUCCACUGAGGAAGAUGAUGAAACCUAUUGUGACGAAGAAACCGAUACUGCGAGUGAAACUGCAAUCAGCGCUCCAUCACUUACAUCAUCAGUGAGAACUACCAGUACGAACCCAACUACAUCGCUCAGAACUACUAGUACUGAUCCUUCUAUCAAUUCUAAUACUGGAGAUGAAACUUCUAAUAUAUUAGACAUUAGUGACAUUUUACCUACAACUUCAAGAAACUCAUCUGGUACAGCAUCUUCAGUUUCAUCCAAUGCUUCAUCUGCAUCUUCUGAUGAUGAUGAUGAAACUUAUUGUGACGAAGAAACUGAUUCUGCAAGUCAAACAAUUGAUCCAAUUAUAACUGAUGCUACUUCGAUUGCAGCGGAAUCUACAGUAGCUGGACAAUCUAUUAUCCCUAUUGCAUCACUCUCCUUGAACGUUUCUGUGUCAGACACCGUUGGCUCUUCGAUUACUAGUAUUGCUCUGGCUUCUGGUGAAUCCAGUUCAGACGAUGACGAAACUUAUUGUGACGAGGAAACUGAUACGGACGGCCAAACUAUUAUAACUAACCCUACUGGAUCCGUUACCAAUCUUCCUACAUCAGGAAAGACAAGCGCUCCAUCAAUAACUUCAGGUAAUAGUGUCAUCAGCAAUCCUUCGAAUUCCGACGAUGAUGAUGAGACGUACUGUGAUGAGCCAACUGAUUCGGACGGGCAAACCAUUACGAGUCCUACUGGAACUGUCACUCAAGAACCAUCUGGUACGAUCACUGGAAUUCCAUCUGCAACCACUGAUACCCAUACAACGGGAGGUAGCACCAAUGACGAUGAUGAAGAAACCUAUUGUGAUGAAACCACCCAAUACACGACAGAAUACAGCACUGCUUACACUACAAUCAUACAUACAACUACUGUUACGGUAAAUGGUCGUACUAUUACUAGUGAAGUCUCUGAAGUCACGACUACUGUAUUACCAGAAGUUAAGGAAGUUGGUUCUGACUCAAAUUCAGGUUCCAGUUCAGGUUCCAGUUCAGGUACCGGUUCAGGUUCUAGUUCAGGUUCCAGUUCAGGUUCAGGUUCAGGCUCAACUGAGGAAGAAUGUACUGAUGAAGAUGAUGAUGAAGAUGAAGAAGAUGUUUCUUCAGGAUCAUCUUCAGGAUCGUCUUCAGGAUCAUCUUCAGGAUCAUCUUCAGGAUCAUCUUCAGGAUCGUCCUCAGGAUCAUCAGGUUCUAACGUCGGAUCAUCUUCUGGAUCAUCAGGUUCUAAUGUCGGUUCAUCCGGUUCUUCAUCCGGUUCAAGUUCAGGUUCAAUCGUUGGUUCAUCUACAUCUGGCGAUUGUCAAGAUGACGACGACGACGAAGAUGAUGAUGACGAAGAUUGCGAUCCAACCUGUGACUGUGAUGAAGAUGACGAUGACGAUGAUGACGACGACGAUGAUGACUGUGAUGACAGCGAAGAUUGUGAAGAUUGCGACGCGGAUGUUUCAAGCGAUGAUGCUACCGCUGCCACAAGAACUACUGCUGCCGCUGAAUCCUUCGAACCUACAACUAUUGCUGGUGUUUCUACUGCAGUAAAUGCUAAUACUUCACCUGAUGAUUGUGUUCCAACUACUGUUACUCAAUAUGUUACCAUCAACAAUCGUGAACCUGAGACCAUCAGCAGUAUUGCCAGUUCUACAGCCAGCGCUGAAGUUCAACAAUUCAAUAACAAUGGUAACAAGAAGUUCAUCUCUGCUAGUAUGGUUGUUUUGAUUACUGCAUUUGUUACCAUUGGUUUCAUGUGA